AUGCCCCCCGCCACCCCGACCGCCGUCGCCACCGCGGCUAGCCCCACGCCGCGGGACAGCGGGCGCGGACACCCCCACCGCCUCCGCCGCCGCAGGCCGAGGAAGAGAAGGGCCGCGGGCGCCAAUGCGGGGGCUGGCGAGGGCUCCGACGAGAGCGCCCGCCCCGCCUGCCCGACCCCCGCCCGCAGGCGAGCUCCGGUGGAGGUUGAGUACGUGCCGGAGAAGCCUGGCCUCGGCGCCGACGACCCCCUCCUCCUCGGCGCCUUCGCGACCGUCUUCGAGAAAUUCGGCCUCACGGACCCCGAUGUCGCCACGCCCGCCAUGGUUUCCAGGGCCGCCUCUCCCCCCGCCCAGGGCGGGGAGAAUGAGAAGGAAGGCGUCGCAGAUGCCGCGAUGAACCAGGGGCCAGCUGUUGCUGAUGCUGAUGCCGAGCAGGUGGCCCAAAUUAAGGAGGAGGAAGCAGUUGUCUUGUCGAAGAAGCAGAAGAGGCAGCUGCGGAGGAUGAAUAUUGCAAUGCUGAAGCAGAUGUGCAGCAGGCCUGAUGUUGUUGAGGUCUGGGAUGGGAACGCCCCUGAUCCAAAGUUGCUCGUAUGCCUAAAGUCCUGCAGGAACACCGUGCCUGUUCUGAGACACUGGUGCCAGAAACGAAAGUACUUGCAGGGAAAGAGGGAUUUUCAAAAACAACCGUUCAAGCUUCCUGACUUCAUUGCUGCAACUGGAAUUGAAAAGAUAAGACAGAAGGAGAACAACAAGGCAUUGACACAGAAGCAACACAGACGGAUGCUGCCCAAGAGGGGGAAUAUGGAUAUUAGCUUGGAACUCAAACUUAAGGUAAUGAAACCAGGUGUGCUAUCCGAGGAGCUUAAAAAUGCUCUUGGUAUGCCUGAUGGUGCCCCGCCCCCAUGGGUUACCAGGAUGCAGUUCUUUGGUCCUCCACCCUCUUAUCCUUAUCUGAAGAACCCAGGUUUUAAUGCUCCAAUCUCUCGUGGAGACAAUUUGGAUGAUGUGCCGGAUGAGGAAGAACCUCGUGACCGCAGCAAACACUGGGGAGAUUUGGACGAAGAAGAGGAUGAAGAGGAAGAGGAGGAGGAACUAAUUAUUCAUGAGGAAAUACAGUCUAUUGACACCAUAUCAAGUACUCUGGCUUGUGUGGAAACACCUAUUGUUAUUGACCUUUGGAAGUUGAGCAAGGAGCCAGAUAACCAAGCAGAAAGGCCAUUAUACCAGGUUCUUGAACAAAAAGAAGUAAGGAUCACCCAUAGGGCGUUGUUCGCGUCGAGCCAUGCAUAUGUUUCCCUGGCCAAACCUACCGAGUACAUGCUGGUUGGAGCGCAAGAUACACCGUCAUCAUCAGGCGGCAAUUUCAGUGAUGGACCUCGGGAGUUGGGAAAGCUUCCAAUUGACGAGGGAGAACCUAUUGAUCGCAGCAAAUGCUGGGGAGAACUGAACGAAGAAGAAGAGGAAGAGGAGGAAUUGGAAGAUGGUAAAAUAGAAAAAGGCAUUCUAGAAGAAGAGGAGGAGGAGGAACUGGAAGAGGGGGAAGCAGAAGAAGGCACUCUGGAGGAGUUGGACGAGGAGGGGGAACUGGAAGAUGGGGAAAUAGAAGAAGCUACUCGGCAAGCAGAAGAGGAGGAGCUGGAAGAUGGGGAAAUGGUACAAGGUAUUCGGCAAGAAGAGGAGGGGGGACUGGAAGAUGGGGAAAUAGUGGAAGGCAUUCAGCAAGAAGAGGAGGAGGAACUGGAAGAGGGGGAAAUUGUAGAAGGCAUUCAGCAAGAGGAAGAGGGAGAGGAGGAACUGGAAGAGGGGCAAAUUGUACAAGGCAUUCGGCAAGCGGAAGAGGAGGAGGAGGAACUGGAAGAGGGGCAAAUAGUAGAAGGCAUUCGGCAAGAGGAAAGGCAGGAGGAGGAACUGGAAGAUGGGGAAAUAGUAGUAGUCAUUCGGUCUGGUGACACCAUCUCAAGCAGCACUCCAGCUGGUGCGGAAACACCUUAUGUUAUCGACCUUCAGAAGCCGUGGAGGAAGGAGCCCGAGAAGCAGGCAGAAAGGCCAUUAUACUGUUGGAACUAA
Hordeum vulgare subsp. vulgare (domesticated barley) is the source of this 2067-nucleotide messenger RNA. Its product is annotated as splicing factor 3B subunit 2-like. The record is from RefSeq and is a predicted model, not a curated record. Lineage: Eukaryota; Viridiplantae; Streptophyta; Magnoliopsida; Poales; Poaceae. Bases 1 to 2067 code for a protein of 688 amino acids. Gene Ontology annotation, cellular component: U2 snRNP; nucleus; precatalytic spliceosome. The transcript has 16 exons. Gene Ontology annotation, biological process: mRNA splicing, via spliceosome.